AUGAAUAAUGAAACGAAAGAAGCGUUGACAAAAGAGUUGAAAUUGUUGCAAGAAACAUGUAAACACGUUUAUAAUCUUAUUGAGUAUUUCCCAGAUGAGGUUCUUAUUCCAAACAACAUUGAAGCUAAAACUUUAAAUUAUGUAGAGGCUUUACGACCAGAACUAUGCAAAUCGAACACGGCUCUUAAUACGUGCAGUAAUUUACUAACAAACCAAUUCCUCUCUAAAAUGGACGAGCAAAAUAAAGAAGUUGAAAUACUCAUAGAUUCUACCAAGAGAUCAAUUUCUGACAUGGAUAUUGAAAUAGAUAUGUUAAAUAACUUAAUCAAUACAGCAAAAGAAUUCAGGUCAACAGCUAGAGCAAAAAAGAAGGAUAUACGGCAGAUUACUAAAGCCGACCCGGAUAUACAUCCACAGGCAAUAUUGAAGGCUAAAGCAAGAUUCCGUAUGAUAAGAAAAGAACUUUAUAGAGUUAUAUAUUCCUUGUGUCCAAACUCUGCCCACCUUAUCAAGGAUGUUCUUGGGCAUCUAAUACAAGAGAGCCUAGAUGUAACAUCUGAUGGUUAUAUUCAGCUUACAAGGGAGAACUACCUGGCUAUAAAGAUACUAAAGAAAAUAAAUAUAGUUACUGAAAACCCAAAUAAUAAAAGGGAAGUGAAAUUAUUUCUAUGA
Parnassius apollo (apollo) is the source of this 672-nucleotide messenger RNA. Lineage: Eukaryota; Metazoa; Arthropoda; Insecta; Lepidoptera; Papilionidae. The record is from the annotation of a GenBank genome assembly.